This is a messenger RNA of Sus scrofa (pig), 6675 nucleotides long. RefSeq names its product WW and C2 domain containing 2 (gene WWC2). Gene Ontology annotation, biological process: cell migration; regulation of hippo signaling; negative regulation of organ growth. Gene Ontology annotation, molecular function: molecular adaptor activity; kinase binding. The record is from RefSeq and is a predicted model, not a curated record. NCBI's taxonomy places the organism in Eukaryota, Metazoa, Chordata, Mammalia, Artiodactyla, Suidae. Gene Ontology annotation, cellular component: cytoplasm.
GCCGCCACGGCCGCGGCUCAGCCGAGCUUCCCGGAUCUGAGCCCAGACGGCGGCGGCUGGGGCAGCCUGGGCGCCGCGACCCUCUGCGGCCACAGGGGGACGGGGAGGAGGAGGAAGAGGCGGAGGCAGCGGCGGCAGCCGCGAGGAGGAGGAGGAGGGUUCGAUCGUCUGUUCCGACGCAGACAUGGUGGACUGAUCCCCGGCGGGGCCGAGAACAAGGUUUCCUGAGGCGCCCCCCGCGCGUGGCCCCGCCGCGCCCUGCACCCCGCAGCCCCUCGCCGGCACACGGGUCCGGUGCGGCGGCCGGGCCGGGCAGUAGCCUUCCCGCCGCGUCCCGCGCCGGGUCCCUAUGGAGGCGCCGCUCGCCGGCGAGGCCGCCGACCAUGCCUAGGAGGGCCGGGAGCGGGCAGCUGCCGCUACCCCGGGGCUGGGAGGAGGCCAGGGACUACGACGGCAAGGUCUUCUACAUCGACCACAACACCCGGAGGACCAGCUGGAUCGACCCCCGGGACAGGUUAACGAAGCCCUUGUCAUUUGCUGACUGUGUUGGCGAUGAGCUUCCGUGGGGAUGGGAAGCCGGUUUUGACCCUCAGAUUGGUGUCUACUACAUCGAUCACAUAAACAAAACCACACAGAUUGAAGAUCCAAGAAAACAAUGGAGGGGGGAGCAGGAGAAAAUGCUCAAGGACUAUCUGUCAGUGGCCCAGGAGGCCCUCAGAACAAAGGAGCUGUACCAUGUGAAAGAGCAAAGACGCCUGGCCCUGGACGAAUACGUCCGCUUGAAUGAUGCCUACAAGGAAAAGUCGAGCUCUCGUACCAGCUUAUUCUCAGGAUCUUCAUCCAGUACUAAAUAUGACCCUGAUAUUUUAAAAGCUGAGAUCUCCACUACGCGAUUAAGGGUUAAAAAGCUGAAGCGAGAGCUCUCACAGAUGAAGCAAGAAUUGCUCUAUAAAGAACAAGGCUUUGCAACCUUGAAACAAAUUGAUAAAAAAAUGUCUGGAGGCCAGAGUGGCUAUGAACUUAGUGAAGCCAAAGCCAUUCUAACUGAGCUGAAAUCCAUCAGAAAGGCUAUUAGCUCAGGAGAAAAAGAAAAACAGGAUCUGAUGCAGAGCCUUGCUAAGCUGCAGGAGCGGUUUCAUUUGGACCAGAGCACUGGCACAUCUGAGCCAGACUUGAGAUCCAGUCCUGUGAACUCCCAUUUAUCUCUCUCUAGACAGACCCUGGACGCCGGGUCACAGACAAGCAUUUCCGGAGAUAUCGGAGUGAGAAGCAGAUCAAAUUUAGCUGAAAAGGUCAGGCUGAGCCUCCAGUACGAGGAAGCCAAAAGAAGUAUGGCCAAUUUGAAGAUUGAACUGUCGAAACUGGACAGUGAGGCCUGGCCCGGGGCGCUGGACAUUGAGAAGGAGAAGCUGAUGCUAAUCAAUGAAAAAGAAGAACUUCUGAAGGAGCUUCAGUUCAUCACUCCACAGAGGCGCACGCAAGAUGAGUUGGAGAGCCUGGAUGCCGAGAGGCAGCGGCUGGAGGAGGAGCUGCUGUCAGUGCGGGGGGCGCCCAGCAGGGCCCUGGCCGAGAGAUUGAAAUUGGAAGAGAGAAGAAAAGAACUGCUACAGAAACUUGAAGAAACUACUAAGUUAACUACAUAUUUGCAUUCACAACUUAAAAACCUCUCGGCCAGUACCCUGUCCAUGUCUUCCGGGAGCAGCCUGGGCUCCCUGGCCUCCAGCCGAGGGUCUCUGAACACGUCCAGCAGAGGGUCGCUCAACUCCCUCAGUUCCAGCGAGCUCUACUACACGGGUCAGGGUGACCAGCUAGACGUGGAUUAUCAGUACAAACUGGACUUCCUCCUGCAGGAGAAAGGUGGUUACAUCCCCUCCGGACCUAUCACCACCAUCCACGAACACGAAGUGGUCAAGUCCCCCAGCCAGCCCGGCCAGAGCGGGCCCUGCGGGGCCGUGGCCGCAGCCACAGGCCACGCUCCCCCGCUGAGCGAGGCCCCCAAGUCCGUGGCGUCCCUGUCCUCCAGGUCCUCCCUGUCGUCCUUGUCCCCUCCCGGCUCGCCCCUGGUCUUGGAAGGCACGUUCCCCAUGUCUUCCCACGACGUCCCUCUACAUCAGUUCGCCGCAGACUUUGAGGACUGUGAAUUGAGCAGCCGUUUCGCAGAUCUGGGCCUGGGAGAGAAUCAGCUUUUGCUGGACUCCGACUCGGGGGGAGUGCCCCAGUCUCUCUCAGAGGAGAAGAGCCUCCCCGAAUGUGCUCGGGAGCCACUGUUUGAAGGGCCUGCAGACAUGGAAAAAUCAUUACCCAAAAGAAGAGGAAUCCACCUGCUUGGGGAGAAAACCACCUGCGUGUCAGCCGCCGUGUCGGAUGAGUCUGUGGCUGGAGACAGCGGGGUCUACGAGGCUUUCGUGAAACAGCCCAGCGAAGUCGAAGACGUUCCGUUCGGUGAAGAGGAUGUGGCCAUCGUGGAGACGGCCCAGGUGCAGAUUGGACUCAGAUACGAUGCAAAAAGUUCAAGUUUCUUGGUGAUUAUAGCACAACUCCGCAAUCUUCAUGUCUUCCUGAUACCUCACACUUCCAAAGUAUAUUUUAGGGUUGCUCUACUUCCCUCCUCAACUGAUGUCAGCUGUCUAUUUCGAACGAAAGUCCAUCCAGCCAUGGAGUCCAUGUUGUUCAAUGACCCAUUCAGAGUGGCCAUCUCCCAGACAGCCCUGCAGCAGAAGACUCUGAGAGUGGACCUGUGCUCUGUCAGUAGACACCGAAGGGAGGAGUGCCUGGCUGGAACUCAGAUCAGCCUGGCAGAUUUACCUUUUUCCAAUGAGAUUUUCACUCUGUGGUAUAACUUGCUUCCUUCAAAGCAAAUGCCCUGCAAAAAGAAUGAAGAAGAAACCGAGGAUUCUGUAUUUCAACCAAGCAAGCCAUUAGUCGAUUCUAUAGACUUGGAUGCAGUGUCAGCCUUACUCGCAAGAACAUCAGCUGAGCUGUUGGCUGUGGAACAAGAAUUAGCACAAGAAGAAGAGCCAGGGCAAGAAGAAGAGCAAAGAGGUCCAGAUGGAGAUUGGUUAACCAUGCUAAGAGAGGCCUCUGAUGAAAUUGCGGCUGAGGAAGGGGCUGAAGAUAAGUUGGCUGAGGGCAAUCACUGUGCAGAAGACUUAAGCUCAUGCCUGAGUGUGCCGGAGGUGAAUGAGGACAUGAGUAGGAAAAGGAACAGCUGUGCCAAUGACCUUGGGAGUCAGCCUCCCUCUGGAGUACCUGCCCUGGUUGAUAAAGAGACAAACACGGACGAGGCAGGCAGUGCCAGUGUGGCAGUUCGCCCCAAAGACCGCAGCGGUCUGAGCGCCCGACAGCGUCCCUUCGUGAGGAGCAGCGUGAUUGUUCGCUCGCAGACCUUCUCCCCUGGGGAGCGGAGCCAGUACGUCUGCAGGUUAAAUCGAAGUGACAGUGACAGUUCCACCCUGGCUAAGAAAUCACUGUUUGUAAGAAACUCCACCGAACGGCGAAGUUUGAGAGUGAAAAGGACAGUGUGCCAGCCGGUCCUCAGAAGGGCAGCGCCAGAAUGCCCAGUGCGAACCUCCCUGGACUUGGAGCUGGACCUCCAGGCCUCUCUGACCCGGCAGAGCCGCCUCAAUGACGAGCUGCAGGCCCUGCGGGGCUUGAGGCAGAAGCUCGAGGCCCUGAAGGCCCAGGGUGAGACCGACCUUCCGCCAGGCGUGCUGGAGGACGAGGGAUUCCAGAAGCUGCUGAGGCAGGCCGAGAAGCAGGCUGAACAGUCAAAAGAAGAGCAGAAGCAGGAUUUGAAUGCAGAGAAGCUGAUGAGGCAGGUCUCCAAGGACGUGUGUCGGCUCCGUGAGCAGAGCCGGAAGGUGCCCCGGCAGGUUCAGUCCUUCAGGGAAAAGAUCGCCUACUUCACCAGAGCGAAGAUAAGCAUCCCGUCCCUGCCGGCUGAUGACGUGUGAUUACAGCACCGACGACGUCCUUUCUUUACCACUUCAUUUCUUAGCGAGGGCAAAAGACUGAACAUUUGUCUUGUUUGGGGUUUUGGGUUUUUUUUUUUUUUUUUUUGUAAUAUAUCUAUCAACUCUUAAAGAGCUUUUAUUUCACAUCAGAUUUUCAACAUGUUAAUUUGUAAAGUACCUUGAAUAUAAUUCUUAUAUGUUUAAAAAAAGAAAAAAAAAUCAGAUAACCAAAAUGGGAUAAUGUGGUACACAAGUGUACAGUAUAUGUGUAUUGCCAGUGGGCUUUAUUUUGUAAAAAUGGAAUAGAAGCAGUAUCCAGAGAUGUAUCCUAUUGAAAUGACUGUUGAGAAAUAACUCGGUUUAGCAGAAGGUGGUUUUCGCUCUUCCUUUGCUUUUCCAUGAGCGACUGUGAAGAUGGCAGCGGCGCCGGGUACUUCGUACUGGAGGGCAGCUUGUCCAGCGUGACUUUAAACCUGAGUGCAAGCUUCAGUGCAGAGGCCCAGGUCCACCUGAAACAGGCGCUGCAUUCAUUUCCGUCACCUCUGUUGGAACAGCUUGUUUCCUUAAAACAACUUCCUUUUUGUCCUUUUCUAUGUGUCUAAAGAAAACAAAAACAAAAUGCUGAGUGCAAGAACACAAGAAUGCAAAGGAGCCAUACUCCUGGCCACGCUCAAGAUCCCAUGACUUAGGACUUUAGUGUAGAGAGAUGAAAGGAGAAAGCCAGUUCGCCCCCAGUACACUAAGAUCCCACAUCGGUGAGCAGCUGUGCUUCUCACUCAGCCUGAACUUGCGAGAGCGUUGAGAUGUGAGUUUUGGCCCUGGACCAGUAGUGUUUCAUCCUAGUGUGAGGUUGGUUCUCCAUUGAAGGAGAUGGUGGCCCCAAGUUGGGAGGACAGGCAGUGCUGGUAAGUGUGGAAGGCAGCACGUCAGCACUCGCUAGGUGAAACCAGGAACAUCGGGUAUCUGGAUUGAAUCAAGGUUGCCAAAAAUUUUUUUAAAAAUCACUUUAGUAAGCAGAUUGCUAACAUUUACUAGAGAUUACUUUGCUGCUCUCAUGUUUAGGAAAUCCCAGCUACCGUUUGUGGUGAGGAGUUGGGAGGCAAAGAGAGCACUUGGGGAGAUGGUUCAUUUGAAGUAAAAGCUGAGUCAUUUAUUAAAAAAAUAAAUAAAUAUAUUCUAAAUGAACAAGAGAGAAACUGGCUGAAGUGUCCUCCAGUGGAGAAGUUUCGCUUCCCCCGCCCGGGCACUUCUUAAAAGAAUUAAAUCCCCUGUGUCGCUCUGCCAGCAUAAAAGGCUUUUAAAGUAAAUAGUUUUCUGCAAAUUAGGUCGUACUUAUUUCUCAGUCGGGAAUACUGGAAGAGACAGUUUUGGGUGAGCCAUUUUAUCUAGCAAGUGAAAUCAAUAGUUUUUUUUUUUCUGAGAUGCAAAAAAAUCAUCACAUAGGAAUGGUCCCCUUAAAAAAGAAAGAAACACAUGUUCUGUUCCUAAGCUAGAAUCCUCACUGGUAAGGGCUUUCAUUUUCUUGAAAGUCAUUACACAUAUUUUGGAACGUUCAUCUUCUCAGAAUCAAAAUUCAAAUUAAGCAAUUUCUGAGCCUAGAACUUGACCGACUUUUUCCUAAGUGUCCCACCAUUUUAGAUACAACUAUCUCUGAAGCGAUAACUGGACGUGACACUACUUGGAACAAAAACCAGCCUCGUGAACUGACCGAGCACAGUCCUUCCAGGCUGCCCAGUUCUCCCAUUAGAUGACCAAGGAGAACUAGAAGAGCCCCAUUCAUCCUUGUCGAGGUCAAAUGUGAAAAACAGAAGUUUAUUUAAUGUAGAGUUCAAUGAAGGUCAGCUGUUUUCAGCUUCUUAGUUUGACCAUGAAAAUGUUUAUAGGAUUAUGUGUGGUUGUACCGUACGAUUUUAUUUUCUUCAUUUAUUUAUUUACGGUCUUAUUUAUGUUCUGUUUAAUAUAUAGUUCGGUUCUGACCAUCUUAAAUGUCUGCCAUAGAAGAGGCUAUAUUGGAAUAUUUACAGCUUUAUAAAUUCCAUCAGAUUAGCUGUUAACUUUUUGUAAUACAAAGAGUUUCAGACAAGCAUAAAAGAACAAAAUCUGUCUCAGGCUGGUAGUUAACUGUUGUGACCAAGAUGCUUUGGGUUUUAUUUUACAACAUUUGCUCAUUUCUAACAUGAAAGACGAACUUAUUUUAAUAUAAUCCUUUUUCACACUUAAAAAAAUCAGCAAUAGUGUUAUGUAUUUAUAGGCAGCUCUUAACAAUCCUGUCAUAUUUGUACUAACCCAAAUGAUUCACAGCGACAAAACAUUUUAAUAACUUGAUCACAAAACCAUAUGGACAACAUGAAUUUUAAUAUUAUAAAUACUAUUUUUUAAAGGUAGAAUUUAUUCUUCACAGGGUAAAAGAAUGUAAUAUUUAGUUCUCAAGUUUGAAUUACCAGUAUGUUAUUACGAUUUUGUAUAUCAGAAUCUAAGUGUUACAGGUACAAAAAGAAUAUUGCUAGCCAAAUGAACAAAGUUUAGCUGAAUCUCUGUAGCAUGCAAAUCAAAUAAAUUUAAAACCUUUUUUGGUAUUACCUUAUCUAUAUUGUAUUAAAUAUCAAAAGCUCAGGACUGAACUAAAUAUUUAAUCAGGUUAAAUUCUGAAUAUGUUUCUGUUUUAAUUUGUCUUGUUUGUAAAAGUAUGCAAAUACAUCACAGAUUAACUCUGGUUUCUGCA